This is a messenger RNA of Nasonia vitripennis (jewel wasp), 2870 nucleotides long. RefSeq names its product probable palmitoyltransferase ZDHHC24. Gene Ontology annotation, molecular function: palmitoyltransferase activity. The transcript has a single exon. The record is from RefSeq and is a predicted model, not a curated record. NCBI's taxonomy places the organism in Eukaryota, Metazoa, Arthropoda, Insecta, Hymenoptera, Pteromalidae. The coding region runs from base 1355 to 2212 and encodes 285 amino acids.
AAAACUCACAAUAGCUGUUACAUAGUUUUUAGGUUGAUUGCGAUUUUAUACAAUCGAACUUUAACGUAUCUUUGAACUUGAUCAACAAAGAAAUACUAUGUGUAAGUAUAUAACUCAGUUCAUCUCGUGGAAGAUUAUUAUAAAUUUUUUAAACAAGAGCAGAAGGAUGUACUUAUAUUAUCUGAUAAAUUAAUGUUGAUUUUGACUAUAAAUGUGUAUAGCAAUGGUGACUUUUUUCAUUUUCUAGUAUUUUUUGGUAAUUACUCUAUAAAUUUUAUAAAUUAUUAUUAUUUGUUUACUUCAAUAUAUAAACGAAUGAUGAUUCAUUAAAAAAUUUUAUAGGCUGAAUUUUCGAAUAUUAAUCAAAUAAUAAAACAAAAAAUUAGCAUUAUAAUUUGAUCGUACGCAACAAUGUAUAUUUGUAUAACAAUAAAGCGGACAGAUUUAUGUAAAUGUAAGAAAAUUAUAAUUUUCGGUACAUAUCUUACGCAAGUAUAUUGGACUGCAAAGUCUGGGAAGUGUGAAUUAUGCGAAGUUUAUGCAAAAUAGCUUUGCACGGGUGAUAAUUAUCUAUAUAGAUCAUGAAAUUUUCUUCAGUAUAUAGUAUCAUUCUUAUGAAUUAUUCAGAUCAUCUUGAAUAGGGACUAUACGAAAAAAUUAAUCGCAAAAAGAAUCUUCUGAGAAUUUGCAAAAUGAGUAGAUUUUUUAAUUACAGUUCAAUUGCCGGAAUCAAUGAAAAAUCAACUACUGAACGCAAACUGAUGACGCGGAUGAAUAAAAAAUUAAUUAUAAUUACCAUCUCUAAAAAAGGAAUACAAAACAUUGGCGUUUCGUAUAAAUUGUACAAGAUGAAUUUUUUAGUGCAAAUCAAUCGGGUUUUAAUCGAGCUAUUAAUUUGAAAAUUAUUUCAUUUCAUUUUUAUUCAUAUUUAAUAUCCCAUUACUCACAGCAAGUCUUAAUCGCUUACAUUUCAGAAAUAUUUCUUUAGUUCCGAAAAGUAAUUUUCUUCAAAAACCUUUAAAAUCAUCUUUCCACGCGGCUAUAUAUAUAUAGCACACUCUACAGUGCGAACAAAUGCAAAAUCAAUAACAAAUUUCAAAACUCCUCAAGCCCUCGCAUUCGAGCUUCAACAUCGGAGAGAAGCAGCCCAUAUAGGUAACUAAGCCCCGGCUGGUAAAGUCUUCACCCACACCUGCAGUCUUUAUCGACCGAAUCACGUGUGUUUAAACGGUUCCACAUCGGUGCGGCUUCUGCUGCGCCUAAACAUGGAAGCUCGCGUGACGAGAUAAACAGCAAACAAUCCAUCCCUCAUCAUCCUCGGCAACGAAAAAAUCGACAACGAAAGUGUAGAAAGAUGUUGAUCCGACGGAAAAUUCUGCCUCGAACGGCCAGCGACAUCCUCUCCACGACGUUCCUGCUGAUAAUCGUACCGUUGCUCUACUGGUUCGAGCUAUGGGUUGUCCUGCCUAAUCUGUAUGAGCCCGGCUCUGCUAUGUAUAUAUUCCACUUUUGUCUGGGAAGCUUCAUCAUGAUUAACAUUGUGGGUAACUUCACCUAUACCGUGCUCUCUGAUACCAGUACUCAACGAGUGGUAGUACCAACGAGUAAAAUGAAUAUUAAGGAAGGCUGGAGGCUCUGUGCUGUCUGCACGUCGAUAGCACCUCCUAGAUCUUGGCAUUGUACAACCUGUGACACGUGUAUCUUGAAGAGGGAUCAUCAUUGUAUAUUUACAGCCUGCUGUGUGGGACACUAUAAUCAUAGAUACUUCCUGAUGUUCAUAUUCUAUUUGUUUGUUGCUACGGUGUAUUCCUUUGCUUAUAAUAACUUCUUUAUCUGGAGCAGGAUACACUUUGAGUUUCCUAUGACUAUCGUCAAACUGGUGUUCCCUGUGGCUAUAUUUAUAUUCGGAUUCGAUGGCUCGAUGGAACAGUUCUACUUGAUGCUCUACAUCGUCACUGUCAUAGGAAUGCUGUUUACUGGUGCUCUUUGCGUUUACCAUUUCAAUCUGCUCUUCAAUGGCUGUACUUCUGACGAAAGAAACAAGAAGAACUAUAGCUACAGUUUGGGAUGGAAGCAGAACAUUAAAGAGGUUUUUGGCGACAAAUGGUAUUUGGUAUGGUUAAUCCCCUAUGUUCCAUCCAAGUUGCCACAAGACGGAGUGUCCUGGCACAGAUCCAGCAAGUGGAAUAUGAACAAUAGCAAGUGCAAGUAAAAGCUUGCAGUCAAGAGUGAGAAAAAAUAUGAACUGCUUGUAUAGGAUUAAUUGUUGACAAAACUUGCUAAGGGACCAACAUACAUACUUGUAUAGGCAAAUUAUUUUAUGUUGUAGACCUCAUUUUGUUAUAAAGAUUUUGUAAAGCUCCAUUUUUUACAACUUGUAAAUGGUCCAUAUAUUAAUUUGAUUGAGUGAGUCAUAGACUGAAACAAUGAUUACAAGAAAAUAGAGUAUACUUGUGUUUGCAAUUGUUUAUAUGUAAAAAAUGUUGUAAUUAUUGUACUGAAAGUGUAUAUGCUUAUUGUUACUACUAAUUUUUCACUUUGUUAAAAUGAAAACCAUGUUUGACAUUAUGUUUUCAUCUAUCAUAAUCAUCACAAAUGGUUUAUACAUUAACAAUAUAAUUGAUUUAUAUAUGUUUGUAUAAUUUUUUACAAACUUACGCACAUAUGUCAAACAGAGUUGUGUAAUUAUGCUGUUAUAAAUAAUGCAAAAUAUUCAAUUGCUUAUCUACACAAUGAUGUUCUGUGAUAGAGAGUUUGCAUGAUAUGUGCAAUAAAAGUAACCAUUCUUGUGUUCACUAUGCAGAAACUAUGGGAAUGUGAAUUACUACACUUCAUUGAAAUAAAUUGUAAUAUAAUACAAAAAAUAACUA